Agrilus planipennis (emerald ash borer) is the source of this 2176-nucleotide messenger RNA. RefSeq names its product zinc transporter 1 (gene ZnT77C). Lineage: Eukaryota; Metazoa; Arthropoda; Insecta; Coleoptera; Buprestidae. Gene Ontology annotation, biological process: zinc ion transmembrane transport; intracellular zinc ion homeostasis; detoxification of zinc ion. Gene Ontology annotation, molecular function: zinc ion transmembrane transporter activity. Bases 529 to 1890 code for a protein of 453 amino acids. Gene Ontology annotation, cellular component: membrane. The transcript is spliced from 8 exons. The record is from RefSeq and is a predicted model, not a curated record.
ACUAUGUGUAUUACAAAAACAAGCAUUUUAUCUUUACAACGCACGUAAUUUUUGUGUUUACACCUAUUCAUUCGUUAUCAUUACAUGACAGAAAAGAAUUCAUUCCGGAAACUACUGUUGUAAUACCUUAUUACAGUUCGACACGUGCUACUGUUUGCGACAUUGAAAGAAACCAUCGUUUGAUUAGUAUUCGCCAUUGGAACUAAUUAUUACAUGAGGACGCCUAAAAAGUCUUGAUUUAUUAAUUAUUUUGGCAAGUGGAUACUUAUUCUAUUAUCGACUCUUGAGUUUGUCAUUUAUCUGUUCGUACUUUACUUAGAGUUUUUCACUAAAUUAAUAGGUAAAUCUACUUUGUGGAGCGCGACCAUAAGCGCGACAAACUAGAGAAAGUAACGGUACUGCGGAAACUACUGCAUCUGUUAUUAUUUUAGUUUCAGUGUAUUUGAAAGUGUUGGCCAGUUUCCACAGUUGUGAUUUCCUUGUGUAUAUAAAUCUAGAUAUGUGUGUGUGUGCUGACAAAUCAACGAAAUGGCGGUAAAAGAAUGGUUCCGUCAGUCGCAACCUGUACAGUUGUAUAUCAUUCUGAUAUUAACAACGCUAUUCUUUAUUACUGAACUCAUUAUUAGUCAUCUCACUCAUGCACUUACUCUCUUAAUGGACUCGUACAACGUUCUUUGUAACAUAAUGGUACUGUGUGGAUGCAUUGCCACGAUAAAGUACAAUAAUUCGUCGUCAACUGCUUCUUCGGAACAUUCUGCAAUUAACAACACUAGAAUUUCUAAUGCUGAUCAAACAAACAAAAAAAAUAGCCAAUGUUCCGACAAAAACACUUUAAAGCAUACAUUAAAUAUGGAACAAAAAGAAAAUAGAUUAAGAAACACGUUUGGAUGGGCUAGAAUUGAUGUCGUAAUUAUGCUUAUAUGUUGCGUGUUUUUAGCGUCGUUAUGUUUUUCGGUGCUUAUUGAAGCCCUACAAACAUUAAUUCACAUAGAUCAUCACGAUGAGAUGCACCAUCCUGUUCCGGUAUUUUGUGUGGCAGUUAUCGGAUUACUCCUGAAUGGAAUCUGUUAUCUUUUAAUUGGAGGAUAUACUUCUCCUGAUGGAAAUUUCCUUCGCGUAACCAAAUCUGGCGAUGUAAUUUUGGACAGGGUUACUAGUGAGCCUAAAAACGUUAAUAAUUGUGAUAUUUCAAAGACGUAUGAUAUUAAAAUUCAAAACAGUACGAAGCAGCCAGGGGAGCUAUGGAAAUUAACAAAGGACAGCAUAGGUUGUAUAAUAGUAAUGGUAUGCGCAACUGUGUGUUAUUUCAUAGAAGAAGAUAUUGGAAAAUUUGUAGAUCCAGUAUUUUCGUUAGUCUCAGCUUCAAUCCUACUCAUAUUGAGUUAUCCUUACAUUAAAGAAAGUUGCUGCAUUCUAUUACAAACAAUACCAGACACAAUUGACAUUGAAACGUUAAAAAUGAAACUUUUAAAACAUUUUCCCGGCAUUAUUAGCGUCCAUGACCUACACAUAUGGGAACUAACGGCCGACAAAAUUAUUUCAACAGCGCAUAUAAUAUUUUUAAAUCCCAAGGUUUACGGUACAAUUACAAACCAAGUGACUGAAUUCUUCUUGGAACAAGGGAUAACUCAGGUAACGAUUCAACCAGAAUUUUACACGAAAUCGAUAAGUGCGGAAAGUUUGGUUUCGACAAAAUCUGGAUGUUUAGUCCGAUGCCAAAGUGAAGAUUGUAAAACUAGCCAUUGCUGUCCAAAUUAUGACGAUAAUAGUCCCUACCAAAAGAAAUCAUCAUCUUCGGAAAUAUUUCAAGAAGAUACAUCAGUUAGUCUUAAGUCUGUUAAAACUAUUGACGAUAAUGACCAAAGGCCAGUUGAAUCUAGUAGUAGCUGAGCUUAUCCAACUUUUGUUUUGGUACAAUAUAAAAGACGUAAGUACAAAUUGAAAUCGACAAAGAGUGUACAUAAAGAAAUAAAUAAAAAUCUUUGAAGAAUCAUAAGUUUUGUGCUGCUAUUUUAGACAAGACGAUAUCUCUCAGGAUAGAUACUUAUGUUAUAUUCUUGUAAAAUAUUUGUUUUUAUUUGUAACAAAGCAAUAUGCAUUUAUGUAAAAAGAAAAUGUUGAUCACAGAUGUUACCAAAUAUGAAAAUAGUUUUAAAUAAAUAUUAUUUUAAUCACC